Messenger RNA from Cladocopium goreaui, 661 nucleotides. The record is from the annotation of a GenBank genome assembly. Lineage: Eukaryota; Dinophyceae; Suessiales; Symbiodiniaceae.
CAGGAAUCAGUUUCACUCCCUCUUCUCGAAUCACAGGCAAUACAAGCCGAUGUGGCGAACGCUCUUCUCAGCGAUCGAUCUCAACGGCGACAACGUGAUUGACUUUGAGGAAUUCCUGACGUUUGUCACACAGUUGAAGCGCGGCGGUGCAGAGGGCAAGCGAAGACUUUGCUUCCGGCUCUUCGACUCGAACCAGGACGGCUUUGCCGAGAAGGCAGACUUUCGCUGCAUUUUGGAGACCAAAAUUGCGGUGUUGAGGCGCCCUUCAUGGCAGACGAGCACCAUGGUGUCCACGAGCACAACCGAAGCCCCCGAUGAGUACAUGCAAUUCUUCACUCUGUGCGACGAAGAUUCGGAUGGACGAAUUUGCUAUGAGGACUUUGAGACCUAUUGCGCGGUGCACGGCGAAGGGAUCGUGACCCAAACGCUGAAGAUCUUGGAGGUGAUGUUCGAUGGCGUGAUUGAGGAGACCGGUAUCAUCAUCACGGCCACCGAUGUACGCAACACCAAGCCUCAUAUCGACUGGCAGGAUCAUCGCAUGAACAUGGGAUCCUUGUUUUGCUGCAGCUCUUCUUCACCGGUCUUUACCACAUCUCCGGUGGCGUGAUGAGCUGAACGAGUAGCCGUGGCGCUGGAGAGACGAGUAUUUUCUGGGCUGGGC